AUGUUCGGCCUGCACGAACAUCUGGGGAGGGACGUCAGCGGAUUGAAGGAGCGAGGUCUUGAGGAGAUGGAUCCCGUGCGCUCCUGGGUUAGGAAUGUCGGGGUGGUGGACGCAAAUGUUGCCGCUCAAAGUGGGGUUGCUCUGUCACGAGCUCACUUUGAGAAGCAGCCUCCCUCCAAUCUGAGAAAAUCCAACUUCUUCCAUUUCGUUCUGGCAUUAUACGACCGGCACGGGCAACCAGUGGAGGUGGAGAGGACAUCCUUUGUUGACUUUGUGGAGCAUGAUAAGGAACAGACAGGAGAAAAGACCAAUAAUGGCAUACACUACAAACUACAGCUCCUGUACAGCAAUGGUGUGCGCACAGAACAGGACCUGUACGCCCGUCUCAUUGACUCGGUCUCCAAACAGGCGAUUGCCUAUGAAGGACAGAAUAAAAACCCAGAGAUGUGCAGAGUGCUACUCACUCAUGAAGUCAUGUGCAGUCGGUGUUGUGAGAAAAAGAGUUGUGGGAACCGCAAUGAAACUCCCUCAGAUCCGGUCAUCAUAGACAGGUUUUUCUUGAAGUUCUUCUUAAAAUGCAACCAGAACUGUCUGAAGACGGCAGGAAACCCCCGCGAUAUGCGAAGAUUUCAGGUGGUGCUCUCCACUACUGUGAAUGUAGACGGGCCAGUCCUGGCCAUCUCAGACAACAUGUUUGUGCACAACAACUCCAAACAUGGGCGCCGCGCGCGGAGGCUGGAUCCGUCUGAAUCGAUGGAGAACAGCAUGGAGUACGCCACGCCCUGUAUAAAGGCCAUCAGUCCGAGCGAAGGCUGGACCACAGGCGGUGCCAUGGUGAUCGUGAUCGGGGAGAACUUCUUCGACGGUCUGCAGGUGGUGUUUGGCAGCAUGCUGGUGUGGAGUGAGCUCAUCACUCCUCACGCCAUCCGGGUGCAGACGCCUCCGCGCCACAUCCCCGGGGUCGUGGAGGUCACACUGUCCUACAAGUCAAAGCAGUUCUGCAAAGGGGCGCCAGGACGCUUCAUCUACACAGCACUGAAUGAGCCCACCAUAGACUACGGCUUCCAGAGGCUGCAGAAAGUCAUUCCCAGACACCCAGGAGACCCAGACAAACUAGCAAAGGAGAUGCUGUUGAAGAGAGCAGCAGAUCUGGUGGAGGCACUGUACGGGAAUCCCCACAGUAAUCAGGACAUGCUGCUGAAACGGGCUGCGGACAUAGCGGAGGCUCUCUACAGUGUUCCGCGACCUCACAGUCAGCUGCAGGCUCUGCCCUCCUCGCCCGCCCAUGGCAGUGUGAUGGGCAUCAGCUCCUACCCGCCGCCUCAGCUGGGCAUCAGCGUACCCGAACCACAGAGCGCCAGCCAGGGCUACAUGCGUAACUCCAGCAGCCUCUCUCCACGGGGGUACCCCUCCGCCUCCACGCCCCAGCAGUCAGGCUACGGCAGCGGUGGCAUGGGUGGUGGCUACAGCGCUGUGCCCAUGAGCAGCCUCGGAGUGCCAGGGUCGCCGGGGUUCAGUAACGCCUCACCAUCAGCUUCCCCUUACGGCAUGAUGCCAUCUAGUCCAGUCCCCGGGUCGGGCUCGUCCUCCUCCCUGCUGCCGUUCUCCUCCUUCCCCACCUCCUCCUCCUCAGCCAAACAGAAGAGCGCCUUCGCCCCGGUCCUCCGCCCCCAGGGCUCCCCCUCCCCUGUGUGCCCCAGCUCUGGCAACAGCUUCAGAGCAGCAAUGACUGGCCUGGUGGUGCCACCCAUGUAAAGAAGAACCAAUCAUCUCUUUCUCAGCAACAGCCCUGACCAAUCACAAACUCUACAGCCAGCCUAGGCUCAGGGCUGCAGGCACACUUCGAACAUCACUGCCUGUCAACAAAUCCCAGAGGCCUUUCUAAAUCUCCAGACAUUCCUCAGAGAGAAGCCAGCAGAAUGCAGUGGAACCUGCAAAAGGCUCUCCGAGUCUCUGUGACUGAAGCACACGGUUGAUGUAACCACAGUAAAAGGGGGUUCUGGGCAUGUGAGAAGAUAAACUAUGAAUCUGCUUCUUGCAUCUUGCAAAGAAGCUGCCAUGUUUCUUCCUCCUUCAACAUCAGUACACAUUCACUUUCACAUACACACACACACACACACACACACGCAUAUGUACACACACACAAACACACACAAACAUCCAACAUGUGUUACCUAAUUAUUUUUGCAGUAGCAGGUUCUUUGCAAGAGACACAUUUCACUGCAAGAGA
This is a messenger RNA of Sardina pilchardus (European sardine), 2230 nucleotides long. RefSeq names its product EBF transcription factor 2 (gene ebf2). Gene Ontology annotation, biological process: regulation of transcription by RNA polymerase II. The coding region runs from base 1 to 1755 and encodes 584 amino acids. The transcript is spliced from 16 exons. NCBI's taxonomy places the organism in Eukaryota, Metazoa, Chordata, Actinopteri, Clupeiformes, Clupeidae. The record is from RefSeq and is a predicted model, not a curated record. Gene Ontology annotation, molecular function: DNA-binding transcription factor activity, RNA polymerase II-specific; RNA polymerase II cis-regulatory region sequence-specific DNA binding.